AUGGAUACAAAAUCUGUUUGCCCAAUCAGUACGUUUUCUACUGAUCAAAGUGUUCAACAUAUGAUUAAAAAGUUGAAGGUCUUGAAUGCAGAGAUAGCUUAUGUGGAUACAGGUGCUGGUAAUGGUUAUCCAGUCUUGUUCUUUCAUGGCAACCCUACAUCAAGUUAUUUAUGGCGUAAUGUUAUUCCACUGGUUAGUAAACAAUUUCGAUGCCUUGCCCCUGAUCUUGUUGGUAUGGGUAAUUCAAGCAAAGUAACGACAGGCUAUCGAGUCAUUGACCACCAUAGAUACAUUGAUCAAUGGAUGGAUCAAGUUUUACCCACUGGCAAGGUAAAUAUUGUCUGCCAUGAUUGGGGUACAAACAUUGCUUUCAACUGGUGCCGUAGACAUCCUGAGCGAGUAAAUUGCAUUGUUCAUAUGGAAGGCAUGGUUUUGGUUGGAUCAUGGAAGUUUGCCAAACCAGACUUUGCUAAAACCUUUAAAGCAUUGAGAACGCCUGACAUUGGCGAAAAAAUGGUACUCGAAAAGAAUAUGUUUGUUGAACAGUUAUUACCAUCAAGUAUUAUGCGUAAAUUAAGCGAAGAAGAAAUGCAAUGUUAUCGACAACCAUUUGUUACUCCCGGUGAAAGCCGUCAACCGAUGUUGUCAUUCCCUCGCGACAUUCCUUUUGUAGAAGAUGGUCCAGAAGAUGUGGCUGAAAUUGUCAACUCAUAUAUCAAAUGGCUUUCUGAGACACCAGUACCUAAACUAUGUAUCCUUGCUGAGCCUGGCGUCUUCUCUCCUAAUAUCGAACGUGCUACAAAGUCGUGGAAAAAUCAACAGUUUGCAACUGUUAAAGGCCUACAUUUUAUGCAAGAAGAUUCACCUACUGAAAUUGCAGAGCUUGUCAUUAAUUUUUUAUCAUCGGAAUCCUCUAAAAUGUAGAUUGAUUGUUUCAGCCAAAUGUUGAAUAAUUGCACGUUAACAUAGUAGCUGCAGUAUAGCAAUUUCCACUCGUAUCGUUGACAGGCAAUCUGUAUAGAUGUAAUGUAGCUAGACAUUGUGUAUUUAGUAGUUUAAUGUGUGUACGUAUGCUCUCUAUAUGGCUAUGCUUUUUAUCGAUGUUAGCCAAACUUUGUCUUUGGUUGGUUCUAUAGUACAAAUCUAAUUAAUCCUGGAUUAACAUUGUGCCUGCUAUGGUCACACGUACAAAUUGUAGUAUAGUUCCUAUUGCUAAUUGCUGAUAGUGUAGAAAUGUUACAAUUAAAUUCGGAUAAAACCCAUAUAUAAAUUACAUGAGCUAUUUGCAGCUGACAGACCCUGCUUUUCCAAGUAA
Messenger RNA from Trichoplax adhaerens, 1315 nucleotides. RefSeq lists its product as hypothetical. The record is from RefSeq and is a predicted model, not a curated record. NCBI's taxonomy places the organism in Eukaryota, Metazoa, Placozoa, Uniplacotomia, Trichoplacea, Trichoplacidae. Bases 1 to 924 code for a protein of 307 amino acids. Gene Ontology annotation, molecular function: catalytic activity. The transcript has 2 exons.